AAUGAAAAUUUCCUGAAACUAUUACAGGAGCCUUAUUUUCAUACGAUCACACGAGCAUGUUAAUUAUAUAUAUUUUUUUUUAAAUGGGAAAAGAAGCUUGUUACAAAUCACUCAUGGUUAGUAAUGGAUGCAACAUGAAACGUGCCACUAGACGAUAAAGUGUAAAGGACACGGUGUACAUUCAUUUCCCUACAUGCUGCUGCACUUAACGAAAAUAGCAAAUAGAACAAACAUGUUUUUGUCCCACUUUUCGGAUGUCAAUGGCAACCAUAGGGCUUCCACACGCUGGGUCUCUGGAUGCCUAAUUAACUUUCGAUGCUGCAGCGUUGGGCGCAAGCUCCAAAUCACGUUUUUUUUUUUUGUUUGUUUUGUUUUUCUUUUUUGCGUCCACUUAUUCUUGUUUCCUGCGCAUUUUGAAGUUAGCGUUCAGCUCAGCUCAAUGGUAAAGUAACUGUUGAUUGCGGUCUGGAAAUGUAAUGUGUCCCCAUAGAUACAUCUCAAUAGAUGAGCUCUCAUGAGAGGCAGCCCUCAAGUAGAGGUCGGUGUGGCUCCUUGGCGAAGCACCCUGCAAAACGCGGCUUUGCGCACGACAACACCACAUUCUAUUCUUCUAUAUGAAAAGACACUCCGCGCUUCGUGGUAGAACUUUAUAUUGUUGUGGUAGCUGGAGAUUAUAAAAUGCGCCAUUUUAAAUCUUUCUAAACGCGUGGUUUAACCGUAUCGUUUCCUUUUCUGAAAAAAAAAACUCGUAUUUUGUAAAACAAAAAAAUUGCGGGUGAAAAUACUUUUACGCAUAAGGAUGGGCUCGGAAAAACCGAGUUUUCUGUCCCAACCGGUGGUGAAGAAUAUCUUCAUGUUCCGCAAUGGUGACCCAUACUUCGAAGCCCGUAGAGUCGUGAUUAACCAGCGGAAAGUGUGCAACUUCGAGACUUUUUUGAGGGAGGUUACGGGUGGCAUCCAGGCGCCUUUUGGAGCCGUGAGGAACGUCUACACUCCGCGUGGAGGACACAGAGUGGACUGUCUGGACAACCUGCAGAGUGGGGAGCAGUACGUCGCCGCUGGAAGAGAAAGAUUUAAAAAGUUAGAUUAUUUGCAGAUUGGCUUGAGAAAGAGAAGGAUGUUACAGUCGCUUCCACUGCAGGCCAAACCACUUCCACCAAAUCGAUUUUCUGUGUCUGCUAGGUUCUUGAAACCAAUUAAGGAGCCGUGUCCAAUAUUUGUGGUGGCAAAUGGUGACACGAUGGAUCCUGCAAUAAGGCUGCUCAUUCACCAGAGGAUGCUGAGCCAGUUUGAGAGAAUACUUGAGAUGAUCACAGAGAAGAUGGGUUUGAGAGUCCUUGGCGGUGUGAGAAGUCUUUACACUCACGAAGGCCAGCAGGUGACUGAUGGCACUCAGUUGGAGAGCGGUCAGCUCUAUGUGGCCGUGGGCAGAGAGAGAUUUAAGAAGCUCUCCUACACUGACCUGCUGUUCAGCAAACCUCGAGGGGGGCGGAGGGUCAAUGGCAUGAAAACAGGAACCCUGCCGCCAAUCUACAGAUCCCCAAAGCAAAAUCGAAACAGAAAAUCUGUGGUCCGGAGCACUGACAGCGGAGAUGGCGAGUCAAAGGCCUCACCUCUAAGCAUAAAUGGCAGUAACAGAGAUCACCUGUCCUCCAUCGUCAGAGAAAUCUCUCAGGCCAGACUUCUCUCUCUUAGGUUGAAGAGGAGUGGACAGAGCAUAACCCUCUGUGACAAUGGUAAUACAAUCAAACACGUUAUGAUAAAUCGCGCACACACACACACACACACACACACACACACACACACACACACAGAACUGUCAGCUAGAGCUUGCCAAUACAUCACCAUAUUGCACUACGUUUAAUUAAAAUUAUCAUUCAUUCAUCCAUUUAU
Molecule: messenger RNA, 1893 nt
Organism: Hippocampus comes (tiger tail seahorse)
Lineage: Eukaryota; Metazoa; Chordata; Actinopteri; Syngnathiformes; Syngnathidae
Product: doublecortin domain-containing protein 2-like
Exons: 7
Coding region: 800-1864 (354 amino acids)
Biological process (GO): neuron migration; dendrite morphogenesis; cilium assembly
Cellular component (GO): kinocilium; microtubule organizing center; microtubule
Source: RefSeq, a predicted model, not a curated record